UUCCCGCGUCGCCAGGCCCCGCCCCCUCGCCGCCAGCCCCGCCCCGCCCCUCGGCCCCGCCCCCGCUUGGCGGAGCGACCCCAGCAGUUGGGUCCAACCUGCAGCUAAGGCGUAACUGGUACUCAGGCUGCGCGGAGAGUGGACCCAAGCACCGAGCUCCGGACGCUGGGACAGCUGCGUCCUCCUGUUCACAGGCCGCCCGCAGACCGCCCCCGCCACGUGCGGGCCACGACGCCCCCCGCAGGACCCGCCCGUCGGCCCCGGGACGCCCGAGCGGCUCCUUCCCGAGGUCCAUGCCCACCCGGGGGCCCCCCCACACCCACGGCUCCCGGGGGGACCUGCAGUUCCGCCCGCCUGGCCCAGGGCCUCCGCCAGGAGCUCCCAGGGCAAGGCCCAAGAAGAUUGUAUUUGAGGAUGAACUGCCCUCCCGGACCUUCCCCUGCACCAAGAAGCCUGUUGAAUCCAUCCCUGGGGAGCAUAUGCCUAGGCCCCACCCAGUGCCCGACUAUGAGCUCAGUAAGUACCCACCAGUGAGCAGUGAGAGGGAGCGGAGUUGCUACGCUGCUGUGUUCCAGGACCAGUAUUCAGAGUUCUUGGAGCUCCAGCAGGAGUUGCGCUCUGCACAGGCUAAGCUCCAGCACCUGGAAGCCCUGCUGACCUCACUGCCCCCACCCCAAAGCCAGAAGGAGGCUCAAGUAGCCGCCAGAGUCUGGAGAGAAUUUGAGAAGAAGCGGACGGACCCUGGCUUUCUGGACAAGCAGGCUCGCUGCCGUUACCUGAAGGGCAAACUAAGGCACCUCAAGGCGCAGAUCCAGAAAUUCGACAGCCGAGGAGACAGCGAGGGCUCUGUGUACUUCUGAGCAUCCUGACAGAGUGAGCCCGCCUUGCGCUCACUUCUCUCUCUACCUCCCAGCCUUAGUUCCUGCUCUUCCCCCUCCUAGGGUAGCCUUCCCUGGUUGCAAAUGCCUCAGCCUUUGAGGCUUUGGUCCUGAUGACCUCCUACUCCAGGAAUUCUUCCCAGGACCUCCUCCAGGACCCCCAACCUUGACCCCAUGGGGACCCUAGAUCUCAACUCGUCCUCUGGAAGCAGGUCCUGUUCCCAAUCCCAAUGGAAUAAACAUUUCUUAAAUAUAUACUA
Messenger RNA from Myotis lucifugus (little brown bat), 1138 nucleotides. RefSeq names its product occludin/ELL domain containing 1 (gene OCEL1). Gene Ontology annotation, cellular component: apical plasma membrane; bicellular tight junction; cytoplasmic vesicle. Bases 294 to 860 code for a protein of 188 amino acids. Gene Ontology annotation, biological process: bicellular tight junction assembly. NCBI's taxonomy places the organism in Eukaryota, Metazoa, Chordata, Mammalia, Chiroptera, Vespertilionidae. The record is from RefSeq and is a predicted model, not a curated record. The transcript has 6 exons.